This is a messenger RNA of Colletotrichum karsti, 831 nucleotides long. Its product is annotated as carbonic anhydrase. The transcript has a single exon. Gene Ontology annotation, biological process: cellular response to oxidative stress; cellular response to carbon dioxide; carbon utilization. Gene Ontology annotation, cellular component: cytoplasm. The coding region runs from base 1 to 831 and encodes 276 amino acids. Gene Ontology annotation, molecular function: carbonate dehydratase activity; zinc ion binding. NCBI's taxonomy places the organism in Eukaryota, Fungi, Ascomycota, Sordariomycetes, Glomerellales, Glomerellaceae. The record is from RefSeq and is a predicted model, not a curated record.
AUGUUUAAAGCCAUCCCCGUCCCGCGCUCCCUACUCUCGUCCGCGCGACUCGGCCGUCCUCUUCUCCCUAGACCCUUCAGACCUCAGCAUCUCCAACCCCUCCAGCGCGCCAACUUCACAAAGGUCACAAAGCCCAUCCCCGCCAAACCAGACUUCGACAAGAUGGCCGACAAGGACAUGGAGAAGUACCUCAAGCAGACGCACGACCGCGUCUUCGAGCACAACAAGGCGUGGGCCGAGCAGAAGAAGAAGGAAGACCCCAACUUCUUCGUCACCCUCUCGGCCGGCCAGACCCCCGAGUACCUCUGGAUCGGGUGCAGCGACUCGCGCAUCCCCGCCGAGCAGAUCACAGGCCUCGGCCCCGGCGAGGCCUUCGUCCACCGCAACAUCGCCAACCUCGUCAACAACAUCGACCUCAACGUCAUGAGCGUCAUCAACUACGCCGUCCGCCACCUCCAGGUCAAGCACAUCGUCGUCUGCGGCCACUACGGCUGCGGCGGCGUCAAGGCCGCCAUGACCCCCAAGGACCUCGGUCUGCUCAACCCCUGGCUUAGGAACAUCCGCGACGUCUACCGCUUCCACGAGGCCGAGCUCGACGCCAUCAAGGACGAGGACGCCCGCUACGACAGGCUCGUCGAGCUCAACGUCAUCGAGCAGUGCCGCAACGUCAUCAAGACCGCCGCCAUCCAGCAGUCCUACGCCAAGAACAAGUUCCCCAUCGUCCACGGCUGGGUCUUUGGCUUCAACGACGGCCUGCUCAAGGACCUCAAGAUCGACCACGAGUCCAUGCUCCACGACAUCCAGAAGAUCUACCACCUCCCCGACGCUUAA